AUGUCCUGUCUGCAGCACUUCUCACUGGAGCCAAAAAGUAAUAGUAACAGCAUUGAUCUGAUAAGCCUGGAAUGCGUAUCCGAAUGCAGUAAAAUUCCACAGCAGAUAGUUCUGCUGGUUCGAGCAGUAACGGAGUAUUCAAGGCAGCCCUUUGAUCUGCCCAUAUCAAUAAAUCUGGGUGACGAUGGCGGGCAACGGCCCCGAUUUCGGAAGUCUGUGGUACCGCUAAGUAUCAAGGAGAAUUCACUGAUGGAUAUUUUGCUGACAAUGGACGUUGAUAAUCCGGGCGACAGCAAUUUGAUUUUUAUUCUCAGUGAUUACGAAUCAAUUUUCGAGCUUGACAAUAAGUAUGGGAUUUUAUCAAUCCGAGAUAGCAAAUUACUCACAGUGGACAACCUCGGCGAACGUUUCAAUAUGAGUGUGUCAGUUUCGGAUGGGAAACACGAAGCGGACACUGCGGUCAUUAUGGUUACACUGGAACCA
Messenger RNA from Gongylonema pulchrum, 483 nucleotides. The record is from the annotation of a GenBank genome assembly. NCBI's taxonomy places the organism in Eukaryota, Metazoa, Nematoda, Chromadorea, Rhabditida, Gongylonematidae.